AUGCUUUCCCGAGCGGCAAACGUUCCGCGCGUCCAUUGGGCCAAUCGACUGGCCUCGUCCAUCUUGCGCGAGAGAACAACGCUAAGCCAUUUCUACGGUCGUGAAGAUUGGAUCCGGCGGCGAUGCUAUAGCUCCGAUCCCAUCAUCCACAGCAAAGAGAGCGUGGAGGCGCUGAUAUCGGGCAGAAUCAGCACGAGAGAAUUCAACAAGUCGCUUAAAAAGGGCUCCAAGAAGCCGUCUCGAAGAGACUCGUUUCGCCGCGGCAAGGGCGCAAGUAACAGACGCCGCAACAAGGACGAAGAGAUACCCGACUGGGGACUUGCGACGGCCCCGAACGAUGCGAAUGUCACAAUAGAGGCAGAAGUGGAAGUUGCGCAAGAGCUCUUAAAGGGGGAACAGACUGCAGAAACGCUUCCGGAAGCUCGGCAAGAGGUUCAACAAGAAGCUCAACAAGAAGCUCGAGAUGCGCUUGCAGAGGCACUUGCAGAGGAAGCGGAUCGACUAGAGCAGGCCGAAGCUGAAGCACAAGAUGAAUCAGGUUCUCUUCCUGUGGAACUUGACCAAGCCAAGCCAGAGGGAGGGGCCAGGCCCAGAAGACCGUUCCAGGAUGAACGCAUACACUCCAGGACCGUCUCUGUUGCGGCCCUUGGGAAGCAGAUUGAAGCAAUCAUGUUGAAGAACCCCAACGAAAUGAAAAAACCCAAGCGGCCCUCACGGAGGAUUCAAGACAAGGCGCCAGACGUCAAAGUGGAACUCGAUGCUGAAAGAGACCUCAUGAUGGAGGAAGUUGAAGAGAGCAACGAGGAGGUCCUGGAGGCGGCCUUGAAGCACAUUGAUGACCUACGGCCUGUCGAUCGAACGGUUCUACCAAUCAAAGAGUUCGAUUCUCUGGCAAAUACUCUGGUAGAUGGCUUCAAGACCAGUCAGCUCACCAGAUACUAUAACCGAGAACGCCUGACAGCACACAACCAAAGCCUACAGAAACCGCCCUCUUACUCCUGGAUUGAUAACCUAAGCCCCUGGGAGCCCGCCAAACCCGACCACUGGGGGCCUCUUAGGCCGAAGCAGCGCCAAGUGAUUUUGAUUAUGCAAACCAUCUGGAAUCUGGAGGUGAAAGAGCAAGUCGAGGGCCUCGGUAGGACUCUUGUCUGGCUAGAGCCCCGCAUCUUUCAGCUGAUUGCCCCUCCCAAUAGCUCCAUCUUAGAGCAAGUCUCGAAAGAUUUCUUGUACGAAUCUAACAAGGAGAAGAUUACUGCAAGCUUCGACGAUUGCCGGAUCAACAUUUACGCCCAAAAAUCGACCGUUCCCGUCAUACUCGCCCAUCUUGAUGAGAUUGUCAAGUCGAUUCGUCACCAGAAGAUCCCCUCCACUCAUAUCGAAGAAGAUGAUUUGGACGAGCAAUUGCUCCAAGAACUAGAACGAAUUACAAAGACACAUAUCAAGUAUAACAAGGGCAGUAAGGAGCUUGAAAUCUCGUGGCUUGAAAGUCAAAUCCCAUCGCCAUCGACAGAAGGCACUAAGAACAUAGAAACGCCCGCUGAUAUCGCUCUGCGACUAUUGCUGGAGCAGCCAAGCAAAGACGAUCAAAGCAGCGUGCACAUCAUAACAGCAUCCGAAGUUGACAGGGCCAAGGAUGGAUCUUUUAUCAGCCAUCAGAGAGAACGCAGGAGUAUGCGGUGGAGGGAUAAGCUAAAGCCGUGGUCCAGAUACGUCCUCCCCGUUGGCCAAGCCACCACAGCGGGAGACGAUGUUUUAGAGCACCUGCUUGAGGCAAUCUCUUUACCCGACACAUCAAACUCCAAAGCAAACAAGAAAGCCGAAUUGGUGGUUACGACGGCAUCCUUUGGACAUGUGCUCCACGGCAAGGGCUCCCGUACCGUGGCCACCAUGGCAAAACAUCGCAGACUUCUCUCUCCAGCCCUCCCUCACCCCGCAUCCUUUACCUCGAUUAUGGACGAAGACAAACCCUUGACACAGCGCACGACCAUUACCCUUAACUUUUCUCCCGACCCCACGCAUCAUUCCAAAGACACAAGCUCAACGCUCCCCAGCGUCCAACUCCAGCUACCUGUUGAUCCUGUCACCGACAUUGCCGACUCUUCUCUCCCCUCUGGCUCGACUCUCUUUGGCGUUGCAGCACAUUCCAUUAGCGAUAUCCUGCUGCCCGGCGAAAGUGUAGACAUUCGCCUGACGCAGCAGCGUCUUCUGCCGCUUGACGCGAGUCAAGAACCCAUCAAGGAAUUUUUAUCUCACUGCGAGUUUGACCUCCCAAAGGGCAUUCUAAGAACACCUAGCAAAAUCACAUUCUCAAUCCCCAAAGCCUGGGCAGCCGACCCAAAAGCAAAACGCAAGCCUUCCAAAGCGGCCGCCGCCAUCAGUGCUCCGUACAUCUUCAUGGGGCUGGAGACGCAUCAGGUCGCCGAAUUCGAGUUCCAUGGCCAUACCUUACGCUACGAUAGCAUCGAUGCUGGCCGCCAUGGAGGUCAUAGACAGGGGCUUUCUCUCCAGGCCGGUCCCGUGCAAGGAAGCGAAGACCAAGACAAGACACCGUUCAAGCUCAACGAUGAAGAAGCGUCUGCAUUCCUAUCUCUAGCUGGGGAGAUUGCCACAGGAAAGUAUUUCUCGUGGCACAACGGCUCCGAAUUGGUGCAAGAGUCUUCAGACGAGUCACUUGGUUUUGAUGAACUAGAAGUGCUUGAUGAUGAAUCGAUCGAUGAAGAGUUUUCCUCGUCGUCGUUGGAAGUUGAAGAUUCCGAAGAUGCCCAGAGUUCAGAAUCCGAACUUUUGUCACCCCCUGAGCAGGGCGAAAGCACCUUUCCGAUUACUGAGCCAGCAUCCGAAGAUCCAUCCCCCGCCUCCCAGAGCAGCACCACGAAUGAAUCAGCGGAUGCCUCUGAAGCUCUCCACGACCCUGCCAACACCAAAGAUUCAAAACUCCAAUAA
This is a messenger RNA of Trichoderma asperellum CBS 433.97, 2943 nucleotides long. RefSeq lists its product as uncharacterized. Gene Ontology annotation, cellular component: mitochondrial inner membrane. Lineage: Eukaryota; Fungi; Ascomycota; Sordariomycetes; Hypocreales; Hypocreaceae. The record is from RefSeq and is a predicted model, not a curated record.